Penicillium angulare is the source of this 972-nucleotide messenger RNA. RefSeq names its product alpha-hydroxy acid oxidase. Lineage: Eukaryota; Fungi; Ascomycota; Eurotiomycetes; Eurotiales; Aspergillaceae. The transcript has 6 exons. Gene Ontology annotation, molecular function: FMN binding; oxidoreductase activity. The record is from RefSeq and is a predicted model, not a curated record. Bases 1 to 972 code for a protein of 323 amino acids.
AUGUCGCACCGCGGUGAGACUCUGCACAAGGAUGUGUGCUGCAUCGCCGACUUGAAGGAGAUGGGCGGCAAGAAGCUAUCUCCAAUGUACCGAGAAAACGAAACGGCAUUUGAUCGCUACAAGAUCCGACCUCGAAUUCUAGUUAAUGUCGACAACAUCGACACAAGUACAGAUUUCCUCGGCAGCAAGGUGUCCCUUCCUUUCAGUUUCGGUCCUGCUGCGUCUCAUAAGCUCGCACAUAAAGAUGGAGAGCUUGCAACCUCUCGCGCGGCCGCAAAAUACAAUAUGGGUAUGGGAUUAUCAUCCUAUGCCACCUACGGAUGUGAGGAGGUUGCUCAGCAGGGACUCGGAAAUCCAUAUUUCAUGCAGAUGUGUGUGCUGAAGGACCGAUCACUCACAAUCCAACUAUUGGAUAGAGCCAAGAAGGCGGGAUACAAAGCCUUGUUUUUAUCCGUCGAUGUGCCAGUUUUAGGAAAGCGCAUCAAUGAAUAUCGAAACGAGUUCCGUAUUCCAGAAGAUAUGGCUUACCCCAACAUUCUCAGCAGUGGGGCCGAUACAUCCGACCGUACAGAUUAUGUAUGUUCCCCUGAAGAUGUGGAGCUGGCCAUCAAGUACGGUGUCGACGGAAUUGUGAUUUCCAACCACGGAGGCCGACAACUAGACGGUGUCCCAUCUACACUUGACGCUUUGAGAGUAUGCGCCCCUGUCGCGAAGGGACGAAUUCCCAUAACACUCGAUGGAGGAAUUCGGCGUGGAUCAGACAUCUUCAAAGCCUUAGCGCUAGGGGCCAGCCACUGUUUCCUAGGCCGAAUCCCUGUCUGGGGAUUAGCCGAAGGAGUGGAGCUAGCGAUCAAGAUCCUUCGCCAAGAACUAAGAAUCACCAUGGCGCUGGCGGGAUGCCGUACCAUCAGCGAUAUUCAAAAAAGUUAUCUCUCCAUCCUGCAGCCCGAUGGCAUCCUCGCCAAGCUGUGA